AACAAACUUGAGAGAGAGUUUCACACCCACAGAAGAAGAGAGAAAAUUUCUAGAGAGAGAAAGUCUGCAAUGGCGAACGAGAAGCCACUGAGGAAAAUUGCAGAAGCAUUCAAGGAGCUGGAGGCCGCCGUGAAAUCGGAGACCGGCGAAGUGGAGGUGGCGCGGUUCUCGCAGGCUUGCUCUCUCGUCUCGCCGCUGUUCGGGUGCUUAGGGAUCGCUUUCAAGUUCGCCGAGAUGGACUACGUCGCAAAGGUGCAUGAUCUGGCGGAGGCGUCGAAAUCAAUCUCGACCCUACACGUGUUGGUGGACCGGGAUAUGGAGGCGGGCACUGUGAGAAAGGCGGGUGGUCAUGCGAGGAAUUUGCUGAGGGUGAAGCGUGGGAUUGAUAUGGUGAAGGUGCUGUUUGAGCAGAUUAUAGUCACCGAGGGAAAUUCCUUGAAGGAUCCAGCUUCCAAGGCAUAUCAACAGGUGUUUGCACCCCAUCAUGGGUGGGUCAUCAGGAAAGCUGUUGCUGCCGGGAUGUAUGCGCUUCCUACAAAAGAACAACUGUUGCACAAACUCAAUGAAGAUGAGACCUCGGCAAAAGCUCAAAUGCAAAAUUAUGUUGCCGCUUCAGCACCUCUAAUUCUGUACAUCGACAAACUCUUCCAGACAAGGAAUUUGGGUGUAGAUUGGUAAAAGAGGAGUACAUUGUAUUUAUGCAGAUCCAUCUAAAAUUGUCUAUUCCAUCUAUAUUUAUAUUAGGAACUUCUGUCUUAUGAAUUGAUUACAAAAGAAAAAAUUCACUUUGGCUUGUACUCUUAUUUUAACUUUUAUGAAGGUUAUUAGUCUAGUUGGAUCU
Messenger RNA from Rosa chinensis, 841 nucleotides. RefSeq names its product accelerated cell death 11. Gene Ontology annotation, biological process: ceramide transport; intermembrane lipid transfer. NCBI's taxonomy places the organism in Eukaryota, Viridiplantae, Streptophyta, Magnoliopsida, Rosales, Rosaceae. The record is from RefSeq and is a predicted model, not a curated record. Gene Ontology annotation, molecular function: ceramide 1-phosphate transfer activity; ceramide 1-phosphate binding. The coding region runs from base 70 to 678 and encodes 202 amino acids. The transcript has 4 exons. Gene Ontology annotation, cellular component: cytosol; cytoplasm; membrane.